Molecule: messenger RNA, 522 nt
Organism: Emiliania huxleyi CCMP1516
Lineage: Eukaryota; Haptophyta; Isochrysidales; Noelaerhabdaceae
Exons: 3
Coding region: 1-522 (173 amino acids)
Molecular function (GO): protein binding
Source: RefSeq, a predicted model, not a curated record
AUGUCAUGGAAGUCAGCGCGAGUGGCGGCGACCGUGUCGUCGGCAGCGUCCGACCUGUCGGCCGCCGCCGCCGCGUGCAGCGACUACCGAAUUGACGUGACCGCCGAGCGCUUCGGCGACUGCGUCUGCGGCUACCCAAAGCGGGCGCACGCGGUGCCGAGCGCCGGCGAGCCUCGCGCGGCGCCGACGAGGCGAUCUUUCGGCGGCGCUACGCUGGCCGCGACCGCUCCACGCGGCCCAAAGAAGAAGCCGGACGGCCCGCUUCUCCCUGGGUGGUCGGAGGCCAAGGCGCCCGACGGCUCCACCUACUACACGCACGCCGAAACCAAGGCGACGACGCUGAAGCGGCCCGACCUCGACCGCCUCCGGCUCGCCUUCCGCCACUACGACGCGGACAAGUCGGGCGCGCUCGGGCGCGGCGACGGGAUGCACCCGCACCCGUUCGAGUGCGACGCCCUCUUCACAGAGGCCGACCUCGACCCCUCCGAGACAAGACUCAUACGAGGUGUCUGCCAGAUCUAA